UUAUAAAUCGUCCAUUCAAACAUUAUUUUACGACAGCUUCCAAAAUGAAAAUCUAUGAGGAGUCUACACAAUCAAAGAGAGAGUUUCCGAACAAAUCACUUCUGCUGGCUGCGUGUGCUGCGUGUAUAGGGGGAACCUUUCAGUAUGGAUAUAAUAUAUCUAUCAUCAAUGCUCCCACAACGCAUGUGCAGAAUUUCAUCAACCAAACCUGGAGGGAGCGUUACCAAACUGACAUAUCAGCAGAUGUUCUCACCCUGCUUUGGUCCACUAUUGUGUCUAUAUUCACCAUAGGAGGACUGCUAGGAGUGACAGUCGGUGGGAAAAUGUCUGUGAAGCUGGGGAGGAAAGGGACGCUGUUGGCCAAUAAUGUAUUUGCAUCAAUGGCUGCUCUGCUAAUGGGUCUAAGUUACCCUACAGGAUUAUUUGAAUUACUCAUUAUUGGACGUCUUCUCACUGGAAUUAAUGCAGGCAUUGGCCUUUGUGUGCAACCUCUGUAUUUGGGUGAAAUAGCUCCAACUGCAUUUCGUGGUGCCAUGGGAAUGGGAACUUCUAUUUUCAUCACUGGUGGGAUCUUGACUGGACAAGUGAUUGGCCUCAAAGAGCUCCUGGGUAAAGAAGAGCAAUGGCCCAUCCUGCUCUCCACCACAUGUAUCCCAGCAUUGCUGCAGCUCCUGAUCCUACCCUGGUUCCCAGAGAGCCCGCGCUACCUGCUCAUUGACAAAAGAGAUGAUGAGGGAUGUAAGAAAGCCCUGAAGCAACUUCACGGUAUAUCUGGCUGUGAUGGCGAAUGGACGGAUAUCGAGAAGGAGAAAAAUAAUUUUGUGGAUUUCCAGGCCAAGAAACCCUGGGAGCUCUUGACUGAUCGUAGUGUCCGCAGGCAGCUUCUCACCGUCUUGCUGCUCAACGCUGCACAACAGCUGAAUGGCAUCAAUGCUAUUUACUUCUACGCAAAUUACUUGUUCAAACAAUCUGGUGUCCCUGCUGAUAAAAUACCAUAUGUGACCGUUGGCACUGGUGCCUGUGAAUGCAUCACAGCUUUAACAUGUGGUUUGCUCAUUGACCGUCUGGGAAGGAAAGUGCUCAUUACGGGAGGAUACACACUGAUGAGUAUCUGCUGCAUUUUAUUCACGCUGACGCUCUCUUUCCAGGAUGCCAGCCCAGUAUUUCCAUACAUGAGCAUGGUGUGUGUAUUUGCUUUUAUCCUGAGUUUUGGCUUAGGUCCAGGUGGCGUGACAAACAUUUUGACCACUGAGCUAUUCACACAAACGGCACGGCCUGCAGCGCACAUAAUUGCAGGAUCAUUGAACUGGUUGAGCUUCUUCAUCAUCGGCCUGGUCUUCCCUUUUAUUGUGAUCGGGCUGCAGCAGUACUGUUUCCUGGUGUUCCUGGCUGUCUGCUCCUUAAUGGCGAUAUACAUUUUCCUUUUUGUUCCUGAAACCAAGAACAAAACCUUUGUGGAAAUCCAGAAUGAGUUUCAGUCCAGAAAGGCCCGCAGUGCUGAUGGAGCAGGGACGACACUGUUAUCCACUUUUAUAUGAAAUCAAUUAAAAAAAUGUAUGUCUCACAAUAUUUACAGUAUGUCACAAAGAUGAGUAACUAAAAAUGAGGAUUUAUAAUCCAGAUACGCACAACAAAAUAGAUUGAUGUCAUAAUUACAUCUUUUUAGUUCACUUACAG
Perca flavescens (yellow perch) is the source of this 1677-nucleotide messenger RNA. Its product is annotated as solute carrier family 2, facilitated glucose transporter member 11. The transcript has 12 exons. Gene Ontology annotation, molecular function: D-glucose transmembrane transporter activity. Gene Ontology annotation, cellular component: plasma membrane. Lineage: Eukaryota; Metazoa; Chordata; Actinopteri; Perciformes; Percidae. The record is from RefSeq and is a predicted model, not a curated record. Gene Ontology annotation, biological process: dehydroascorbic acid transport. Bases 45 to 1538 code for a protein of 497 amino acids.